AUGGCCACGACCUCUCCGUCGCUCUACGGCGUGCUCGGGCUGUCGAUAGGGGCCAAUGGCAACGAGAUAAAGGCAGCGUACAGGAAACUAGCGAGAGUUUGUCACCCUGAUGUCUGCAAGAACUCGCCGAGCUCUGCAGACGAGUUCAUUAGGAUCCACGCUGCGUACUCGACGCUCUCCGAUCCCUGCAAGCGUGCGGAUUAUGACCGAGGGCUCGCUAUGCUCAAAUUUCUCUUGUUUGCAAGCUUUUCUCUUGUUGAUGAUGUAGACAACGGAGUAAAUUUGGAGAUGCAAAUUCUCUUUGCCAAUGUAAAUUGUACAUUAAUUAUCUUUCCUUCUGAAAUGGCGGUGGUAGCUUACACUGGAAUAAAAGAAUUACUCAGGGACCAGACUGAUGAUAAAUAA
Asparagus officinalis (garden asparagus) is the source of this 405-nucleotide messenger RNA. RefSeq names its product chaperone protein dnaJ 11, chloroplastic-like. Bases 1 to 405 code for a protein of 134 amino acids. The transcript has 2 exons. The record is from RefSeq and is a predicted model, not a curated record. Lineage: Eukaryota; Viridiplantae; Streptophyta; Magnoliopsida; Asparagales; Asparagaceae.